This is a messenger RNA of Zingiber officinale, 1484 nucleotides long. RefSeq names its product WAT1-related protein At1g68170-like. The record is from RefSeq and is a predicted model, not a curated record. The transcript has 7 exons. NCBI's taxonomy places the organism in Eukaryota, Viridiplantae, Streptophyta, Magnoliopsida, Zingiberales, Zingiberaceae. Gene Ontology annotation, cellular component: plasma membrane. Bases 157 to 1338 code for a protein of 393 amino acids. Gene Ontology annotation, molecular function: transmembrane transporter activity.
CAACUCCAGAAAUGUGGGUAAAAACGCGUCUCGUCUUUCUGCUAUCCCUCUUUUCCUCUGCAUAUAUAAACGGAUCGCUGGCCUCGAUCGAACCUUCCGAUUAACAAAUAACGAACCUCAAGAACAGGGUUCCUCUCAUUUCUUCUGCGAUUGUGAAUGUCUUUGGCCAUGGGAAGUGGAAUCGGUGAUUGGAGUAAGGUUGCGCGAGGAUUGAUGCCGCCGGCUGCAAUGAUGCUGGUGCAGGUGGUGUUCGCCGGAGUGAACUUGCUGUACAAGCUGGCCUUGAACGAUGGCAUGGACGCGACGGUCCUCGUCGCCUACCGCUACAUUUUCGCCGCCGCUUUCACUACGCCUCUCGCCUUCUUCAUCGAAAGGAAGCAGAGGCCAAAGUUAACAGGGAAGGUACUUGGGCUGGCUUUCCUCUGUGGAUUAUUCGGGGCGGGUCUUGCGCAAAAUCUCUAUGUUUCUAGUAUGCGACUGACUUCAGUUACUUUCGUUUCUGCAAUGAGCAAUCUGGUUCCUGCAAUGACUUUUGUUUUGGCUAUCUCAUUCAGAUUUGAGAAGCUUGGAAUAAGAACAAAUUACGGACAGGCAAAGAUCAUAGGAACGCUGUUGGGAUUGUCUGGUGCAAUGCUUCUCACCUUUUACAAGGGAGUAGAUAUAAAACUCUGGUCUUCAAAGAUUAACCUUCUUAAGGCAACGAAUAAUGGAGGCCGUGGCUCGAUACCUUCACAUCCUAAUGAUAUCCUGGGAUCGUUCUUGGCAGUGUCCAGUUGUUUGUGUUAUGCACUGUGGUUGCUUUUUCAGGCGAAAUUAACUCAACUAUACCCUUGCCAUUGCUCCAAUACUGCAUUGGUGUGCUUGAUGGGGUCUAUUCUAGCUAGCAUUCUAGCCCUUUGUUUUCAGAGGCACAAGAUACAGUGGAGACUUGGGUUCGACAUUAGGCUUCUCACUGCCGCCUAUUCUGGCAUAUUGGCUACUGGGAUGUGCUUCACACUGUUGGGUUGGUGCAUCAUGAAGAAAGGCCCUGUGUAUGCCUCUGUUUUCAAUCCUUUAUCACUUGUGCUUGUCGCCAUUUUGAGCUCAUUUCUAUUGAGUGAGGAGUUAUAUUUGGGAUGUCUGUUGGGAUCAGGCCUGAUUGUGCUUGGACUCUACUUAGUUCUGUGGGGAAAAGGAAUAGAAGAAUCUAAAUUUGGUGAUCAAUCAGUUGAAGAAGCAGUUGCCGCUCGGGAGCUUAUGGAGGUGGUAGUAGUUCGAGAAACUGGUACUCAUCUUCCCUCUGCAAUUAAAAAUGAUGCUGAACUAAACCAUAACACAGAGGAGGAAGACAAGCCAUGAGAUUCCCUUUAUUUCAGGUUAAAAUUCAUAGGUUUUAAAUCAACCUGUACGAGUAGUGAACUACUGCAGAUGUGUAAGAAAAUCAUAAAGCUGUGUCUAACGUCUCCCUACACAGGGUUAUUGUGCACAGAAUGCCUUGUGAUUUA